This is a messenger RNA of Lodderomyces jiufengensis, 2070 nucleotides long. RefSeq names its product pre-rRNA-processing protein ESF1. Lineage: Eukaryota; Fungi; Ascomycota; Pichiomycetes; Serinales; Debaryomycetaceae. Gene Ontology annotation, molecular function: RNA binding. The record is from RefSeq and is a predicted model, not a curated record. Gene Ontology annotation, biological process: rRNA processing. The transcript has a single exon. Bases 1 to 2070 code for a protein of 689 amino acids. Gene Ontology annotation, cellular component: nucleus.
AUGGCAAAAGAUAAGAAAGAUCAAAAGAAGAAUCAAAAACCAAACAAAGAGAUCAAGCCAAUUACCCAAGAUAGUCGAUUUAAACAAGUUCAUAAUGAUCCAAGAUUUAAAUUUCCAAGUUUUAAGAAUUUGAAAAUUAAAGUUGAUGAUAGAUUUAAUAAAAAGGAACUAGAAAAAUUGAACCAUAAUAAUAAUGUUAAGAUAGAUAGAUACGGUAGGAAAUUGAAUAAAAAUGAUUCUCGAAAUAAUGUCAUAAACAAAUUUAUCGAACAUGAAGAUGAAGAUGAAGAUGACGAAGAAGAAGAAAAAUCAGAGGAGGAAAGUGAAGAGGAAUCAGAAGACGAUGAGUCAGAAGACGAAGAGGACGAUGAAGUUUCAAAAUUAGCUCAAAAAAUACGAAAAGAGGAGUCAGAAUUAGACAGAGCAAGAGGAGAAGGAAUGGAUGAUAAAUCAUCGUCAUCAUCAUCUGAGGAAGAAGAAGAAGAAGAAUCAUCUGAUGAAAGUGAUGUAUCACUAGAAGAUUUAGAAAGUGAAGAAGAAUCAGAAGUUGAAAUUGAAGAAAGUAAACCACAAGAUGCAGAUCCAACAAAAUCAUUUGCAGUUGUAAAUAUGGAUUGGGAUAAUUUAAGAGCUGAAGAUUUAAUGGCUACUUUUAUAUCGUUUGUACCGAAAGGUGGAUCAAUAAAAUCUGUUAAAAUAUAUCCAUCUGAAUUUGGGAAAGAGAGAAUGCAAAAAGAAGAAAUUGAAGGUCCUUCAAGAGACAUAUUCAAAAGUUCAAAAAAACUGAAAAAAAAAUCAACCCAAGAUUCUGAUGAUGAUUCCGAUUCAGAUAUUGAUUCAGAUAUUGAUAUAAAUGAUGCAAAAGAAUUGGAAAGAGUCACCAAAAAACUUUAUGAACAAGAUGAUGGUAAAGAGGAUUAUGAUAGUAAAGCAUUAAGAAAGUAUCAAUUACAAAGAUUAAGAUAUUUCUAUGCAGUAGUAGAAUGUGAUUCCAUAAAUACUUCACAAAACAUCUACAAAAAUGUUGAUGGCACAGAAUAUGAAUCCACAGCAAAUAUAUUCGAUUUAAGGUAUAUACCAGAUGAUAUGAUAUUUGAUGAAUUAGACGUUAAAGAUGAAUGUUUCAAAAUUUCAAAAAAUUAUAGACCAGACUCAAAAUUUGUAACUGAUGCAUUACAACAUUCAAAAGUUAAAUUGACAUGGGAUGAAACCCCAAAAGAAAGAUUAACAUUAUCAUCAAGACCAUUAUCACAAAGAGAGAUUGAAGAUAAUGAUUUUAAAGCAUAUUUAGCAAGUGAUUCAGAAGACGAUAAAGACGAAAAAGAUGAAGACAGUAAUGAUUUAAAAACCAAAUAUCAAUCUUUAUUGGGUAACACAUUUCAAACGGUUGGUAAAGAAGAUAAAGACGAAGAAGAAGACGACGUUGAUAUGGAAAUAACAUUUGAUCCAGGAUUAAAAGAUGGUAAAAAUGAAAGUGAUGAAGAUAAAGAAGAAACAACAAUAGAUGCAUACAAGAGAAAAGAAAAAGAAAGACGUCAAAGAAGAUUGAAUAAAUACAAAGAAAGUAAGGAAGUAGAAGAAGACGAAGAAGAAGAGAACUACCAAAAAAACAAAUCCAAGCAUAAGAAACACAACAAAAAAUCAAAAGACCAAACCAACUUAACAGAUAAACAAAAAGCAGAAUUAGAAUUAGUACUAAUGGACAACGAAGCAACCCAACAAGAUCAUUUCAAUAUGAAAGACGUUUUGAAGAACGAAAAGAACCUAAAAAAUAAGAAAAAAAAUAAAAAAGUAGAUUCAGAAAUGACACAAGAUAAUUUCAAUAUCAAUUUACAAGAUUCAAGAUUUAAUGAAAUCUUUGAAAAUCAUGAAUAUGCUAUUGAUCCAAGUAAUAGUGAAUUUAAAAAAUCUAGUGUUAUGAAUAGAAUUUUGAAGGAAAGAUCAGCUAGGAAUAAUAAAUCUAGUAAGAAUGGCUUUGAUAGAUCGAAGAAACGAAAAUUUGAGAAAAGUAAUAGUAAUAGUUAUGAUGAUGUUAAACAAUUGGCUAAGAAGUUGAAGAAUAGAAAGUAA